CCAAAAACAUUCUCUUCCAAGGCCGGCCUUCCAUCACCAGCUCACCCUUGUUUGCAAUGACUUCGUCAAUUUCACCCAAUCCCUACUAAUAUUCGUCCCCUUCCUUCCAUCUUCUUCAAUUCAUUCUCAUUUUCGCUUUUCAAUGGCUCCUCCUCGCCAACUCCAUUGGGCGCCUUUCAUGCUGCUCAUGUUACUGCUCGUCGCCGCACCGUCUGGCGGCGGCGCUACCGACGCCGACGUCCUCCUCAAGUUCAAGAGUUCCUUGUCUAAUGCCGAUGCUCCGCUAAACAAUUGGAAUGCGUCGAUCCGCCCCCCUUGCAACGGUAGCUUCAGCAACUGGGCAGGUAUAAUAUGUGACGACGGUGGGAAUGUGUUCGGACUGCGGCUAGAGAACAUGAGUCUCGCCGGGAUCAUUGACGUGGACACGCUGGUGGGGUUACGAACUCUCCGGAGUUUAAGCUUCAUGAAUAACAGCUUCGAAGGUCCAAUGCCUAAGGUAAACGAACUUGGUGCAAUCAGGGUGCUGUAUUUGUCUCUCAACCGAUUCUCCGGUGAGAUUCUGGAUGACGCUUUUCAAGGCAUGAAUUCUUUGAGGAAAGUUCAUUUGGCACGAAACCAAUUUACGGGAAAAAUUCCCAGCUCCCUUGUUGCGUUGACUAGGCUUAUGGAGUUGAGCCUGGAGGGUAAUCAGUUUGAGGGAAAUAUACCGGAUUUUCCACAAAGGAAAUGGACACUAUUCAAUCUAGCAAACAACCACCUUGACGGUCGGAUUCCAACAACUCUAAGCAACUUGAAUUCAAGCUCUUUUUUGGGCAAUAAAGACCUAUGUGGAAAGCCUCUGGGCCCAUGCAAGAAUUCGAAGAUGAAGGGGUACAUUGUCAUAAUCGCUAUCUUAGUUGUUGCCGUUGCUGCAUUAGGCGCCAUAGGUGCAUGUUUGUUCAUACGUGGCCGCCGGACCCAAACUUACGAAUAUGGAAUGGCCGGCGAGAAAGAAGGCCGGCCCCACAAGAACUUUGCAGCCAAUACUGUUGCGGGGCAAAAGAAGGGCCAAUCAACGGACGAGUACAGAAAAGGUGAAAAUGGGAAGCUCUACUUUGUGAGAAACGACAGAGAUACGUUUGAUUUACAAGAUCUGCUCAGAGCCGGCGCUGAAGUUUUGGGGAGUGGGAGUUUUGGGUCUUCUUACAAGGCUGUUCUUUUGAGCGGGCCAGCCGUAGUUGUGAAGAGGUUUAGGCAAAUGAACAACAUGGGGAAGGAACAGUUUUAUGAUCACAUGACAAGGCUAGGAAGGUUGUCGCAUCCUAAUUUGCUUCCUCUCGUGGCCUUCUACUUUACCAAAGAAGAGAAGCUUUUGAUCUCCGACUUUGCCGAAAAUGGCAGCCUCGCUAGUCAUCUUCAUGCAAAUCGUACUCCCGGGCAGCCAGGGCUUGACUGGCCAACUCGCCUGAAGAUCAUCAAAGGAGUAGCCAGGGGCUUAGCUUGCCUCUACAGAGAGUUCCCUGGCCUAACCCUACCCCACGGACACCUAAAGUCCUCCAACGUGCUUCUAGACCACACCUUUAGGCCACUCUUGUCAGAGUAUGCUCUUGUCCCGGCGGUGAACAAAGAGCAUGCUCAGCAAUACAUGGCGGCAUACAAGUCCCCGGAGCUGGCACAACUUGACCGGACUACAAAAAAGACCGACGUAUGGUGCCUGGGGAUACUCAUUCUUGAACUGCUGACGGGAAGAUUCCCUGCAAACUAUCUAAGGCACGGCAGGGGAGAAAACGAGGAUUUGGCGACGUGGGUGAAUUCAGUUGUGAGGGAAGAGUGGACGGGUGAGGUGUUUGACAUUGACAUGAAGGGAAUAAAGGACAGCGAGGAAGAAAUGCUGAAGCUCUUGAAGAUUGGAAUGUGUUGCUGUGAGUGUAAUGUGGGGAGGAGGUGGGAGCUGAGGGAGGCUCUGGAGAAGAUUGAAGAGUUGAAGGAGAGGGACCCUGAGGAAGGCUACUAUUCAUCCUGUGCUAGUGAAGGAGAUAUAUAUUCUUCUAGGGCAAUGACUGAGGAAGACUUCUCCUUUCUCAGUUAAUGCUGUGAAUGAGUUUAUAUUUACAGUAUAUAUAUAUAAUUGAGAUGACGUGGUGUAUAAACUGAUUUUCAUUACUAUGUUAUUUCAAUUAUAUGAUGAGAAAUGAUCUUUUUAUAUUUCUUAUAAAUUUCUUUUUUUUUUUUUUUUUAAAUUAAUC
Molecule: messenger RNA, 2225 nt
Organism: Alnus glutinosa
Lineage: Eukaryota; Viridiplantae; Streptophyta; Magnoliopsida; Fagales; Betulaceae
Product: probable LRR receptor-like serine/threonine-protein kinase At4g31250
Exons: 3
Coding region: 143-2068 (641 amino acids)
Biological process (GO): protein phosphorylation
Molecular function (GO): ATP binding; protein binding; protein kinase activity
Source: RefSeq, a predicted model, not a curated record